AUGAGCGAAGAGGAGUCUUACGAGUACGAGGCCGAGUCCCUACCAACCGAGCCGGAAAAUCCAUUAGGGUUAUACGAGGGUGAGCGCAACAAGGCAGGUCAGCGCCACGGUUACGGCAAAGCUGUGCUGCCUAACGGCGACACGUAUGCGGGCAAGUAUUGCGAGGGUACGCGACACGGUCGAGGUGUUUACGUUUUCAAAGCUGGACCACGUUACGACGGUGACUGGCGACGCAAUGUCAAACACGGCAGUGGUACUUUUUUGUAUCCCGAUGGCUCUCGGUACGAAGGCGAGUGGAAAAGGGACGAGAGGCACGGUUUUGGGGCCUACCAUUAUCGCAACGGUGACGUGUACGAGGGAAACUGGAAAAGUGGUUUACGCCACGGCCUCGGUACUUACACGUACGCGAGCUCGGGAAGCAAGUUUUACGGUACUUGGAUCCUCGAUCGCAUGCAGGGAGCCGGACAGAUGAUUCAUAACCGGCAUCGAUUCCAUGGAUUUUGGGACGUUAAUUUGCCGGUAGGACGAGGUUGCUUCGUAUUCGGCAAUUCUAGCCUACAGCACGGUUACUAUGCACUUGUUUCUAAAGUGGAUGAUAACGCUUUGGAGACAGAUGAAAGUUUGAGGGAAGAGGCUGCGGAGGAAUACGAGGCCGAAGACGCGAGAAUAGCAGAGAGCUUGGAAGGAAGACCAGCGCCCCUGAGAAGGGGAUACGCUUCGGUGUGGCGCGCACGCUGCGUCACCGCUUACGCCCCGGAGCUGUUACCGCCCGAUCCGAUGCCGCUUCAGGAAGAGGUGUCCGAGGAGUCACUCAGCGACGUGUGCGAGUACGAUGAGCCGGACGAUCGUGCGGAGGAGUAUCUAAAAAAGGAUGACGUUUUGUUCGAUGACGAAGGAGAGGAAGGGGGAGGCAGUAGUGGGGACUACGAUGACAACUAUCUCUGA
Copidosoma floridanum is the source of this 945-nucleotide messenger RNA. RefSeq names its product radial spoke head 1 homolog. The record is from RefSeq and is a predicted model, not a curated record. Gene Ontology annotation, cellular component: nucleus; motile cilium. NCBI's taxonomy places the organism in Eukaryota, Metazoa, Arthropoda, Insecta, Hymenoptera, Encyrtidae. Gene Ontology annotation, biological process: spermatid development; axoneme assembly.